CUUUUCCUCUUGCUCUCAUUUCACUUUUCCUUUCACCGUCUGCUCGCAAAUUGGGGGGUUUGCUGUUUACGGCCCCCCCAAGAAGAUCUUGCCCGAAUUUAGAAUAAUCUCAAUAUUACAUCACAGUCAAGAAUGCCCUUGAUUUCUUAAAACCUCAUAGGCGGAGGUAAUGUUUCCUCUGAAAAAUGCGCUCUUUGAAGACUUCUUCCAGAGUUAUGUGGAUCUUCUAAUGAAAAGCUAGACUUAGCAUAUGUUGCCCACUAAGUGCGAAAAAGCUAAUUAAAACGCGUCUCUUUGCUAUUGCAGUCACAUGCGGUCGCAUUUCUUCGGAAGCAUUUUCAAUGAAUUACAAUGAGCCCCGUUCGCUACCAGGGCUGUUCAACAUCAACAACAGCCACCAAUUUUCUCCAGCCCCAGAAGCCUUGUGCCUCAAAAGCCCCCACCAAAGCCUCAACGCCCUCAAAGAGCCCCAACUGAGCGCUCAGAAGCCCUCACACUCCUUCUGAGCUGCGCAAUCCAACUCCAGGUGGCAACUCACUCACCCGGUAGCACAGUGGUACAGCCGCCGAAUACCAAAAGGGAAGAAAGCGAUUGAGGCAAUGGAACCAAUUACCAAAAUUUCCACUCCAGUUUUCAUCGAACCAUGGCAAGGCUGGCACUUUUCGCCGUCUGCUUUAUUGCAGGAGGCUACGCGGAAGAGGUGGUGAAAAUAUCGGCUCGCGAUUCCUACUUGGAGGCUUACGAAGACUCAAAAGCGGCCCCCAAAGCGCAGAAGAAAAGCGACUUCGGUUACCCGGUUUAUCCCGGACCUGCAAACUCCGGCUAUGGACCACCCAGUCCUCAAUACGGUCCACCCAGUCCUCAAUACGGCCCUCCCAGUCCUCAAUACGGCCCUCCCAGUCCUCAAUACGGCCCUCCCAGUCCCCAAUAUGGCCCUCCAGCUCCUCACUACGGACCUUCGUAUGGUUCAUUCGCCGAACCCACUCCACAGUACGGCCCUCCGGCGCAGAAUCUGCAGGUCUUCUACGGAGUCCCACACGCUAUGAUCAGCAUAUGGGACAAAGUGUGGGAGAAGGUCAAGUGGAAGCUCGAUCUGCUCACCUUUGGGAAGAUCCUGCUCAAGCUGAUCAUCUUCAAGAAGAUCGUCAGUUUCAUAGCCAUCCUCUUCCUGCUUCUUUUCAUCCCGUCUUUCAAGAAAAAGAAGGGAUUUUUUAGUGAAGACAGCGAGCAGGAGCGGGCGCUUUCAAAGUCUUCGGAAGAGGACCAACGGCUCAAUGAGAUUGCCGCCUUUGUAGGGGACGCUCUGCGGAAGUUUAUGAUCCAGAAUGAGGAGGAGGAAAGUUGCUCCGGCAAGUACUGCGCAGCGAUGAGGAGGAUCGAGAAAAAGUUGUCUUACCAAAGGCUGGCGCAGCUCUACGCCAGAGAGUGAAAGCGGCCAAAGAACCACAGAAAACUAGUUAAUUUAUGUAAUUUAUUCAUUUAAAAAUAAAGAAACAAUUACAACCACCUUUAUUGGCAACU
This is a messenger RNA of Dendroctonus ponderosae (mountain pine beetle), 1521 nucleotides long. RefSeq lists its product as uncharacterized. The record is from RefSeq and is a predicted model, not a curated record. Bases 644 to 1429 code for a protein of 261 amino acids. The transcript is spliced from 4 exons. Lineage: Eukaryota; Metazoa; Arthropoda; Insecta; Coleoptera; Curculionidae.